AUGAGUCCAGUUGCGGACGGGACAGUGUGUGUGCGUGGUGAGGUCACUGUUUGGCGCGGUGACAUCACGAGCGCUGCAGCAGCAGAGGAGCACGAGGACGGAGCAGCUGCACACGCACUGCAGCCCGUCACCAUGGCAACAGAGGCAGAGGAGGCAGAGUCUUUGGUUGAAGCCGCCGCCCACCCCACACCUUCAAAGGGGGAGGUGUGUGCUGGCAGCUCAUUGGCCGAUGACUCGUCCAGUCAGCAGUCUUCUUUCAGUCACAUGACACGCUCUCCUCCAAUCAGAGUGCUCGGGUUCAGGACCAUGCAGUGUCGUGUCGCUUUAUUAGACGGAUCAGAGUUCAGCUGUGUCCUGGAGAAACGCUGUCGUGGAUCGCUGCUGUUUGAAAAAGUCUGUGAACACAUAAAUCUGCUGGAGAGGGAUUAUUUUGGUCUGUUCUUCAGAGACCAGGACAACAACAAGAACUGGCUCGAUCCGGUCAAAGAGAUGAAGAAACAAGUACGAGGAGUUCCCUGGUCGUUCUUCUUCAGUGUCAAGUUCUAUCCUCCAGAACCCGAGCAGCUGUGUGAAGACCUGACCCGGUACCUGCUGUGUCUCCAGCUGCGUGAUGACAUCAUCAAGGGGCGCCUGCCAUGCUCUGCCCACACCGCCACAGUGUUGGGCGCCUACACCGUCCAAUCAGAGCUGGGGGACUUCAACCAAUCGGAGCACGGUGGGUGGAAUUAUUUGGCAGAUCUCAGUUUUUCUCCAAAUCAAACAAAAGAAAUGGAAGAAAAAAUCAUGGGACUGCACCAGAGACUAAGAGGGAUGUCUCCGUCUGAAGCUGAGGGUCAUUUUCUCCAAAACGUGAAAAAACUGUCGAUGUUUGGAGUGGACCUUCACCAGGCUACGAUGGUCGGUAGCAGAGUUGAAUGUUUAUCCACUAAAACUGAGGACUCGGGGGGCGUGGCCAUCACUCUGGGUGUGUGCAGUAGUGGUCUCCUGGUUUACAGAGACCGACUCCGGAUCAACCGCUUCAGCUGGACCAAGAUCCUUAAGAUCUCCUACAAGAGGAACAACUUCUACAUCAAGGUCCGACCAGGAGAGAUGGAGCAGUUUGAGUCGAUCAUUGGCUUCAAACUCUUGAACCACAGAGCGGCAAAACGACUGUGGAAAGUGUGUGUGGAGCAUCACUCCUUCUUCAGGUGCCUUAGCGCAGAAGACAACCCCAGGCGCUUUGCCCUCGGCUCCAAGUUCCGGUACCAGGGCCGGACUCAGGUCCAGAGCCGUCGAGCCAGUGCCCAGAUCCACAGACCAGGACCUCAUUUCCCACGAUGCAUCAGUCGACGGAGCAUGCUCAGUCGCAGCCUGGACGGAGAUAUGGGGCGGGACCUGUAUGCCGCCUCGAGGUCCAUCGCCGGCAGUGACCUCAUUGCUGCAGUGACAAUAGAAGACCCCGUCACCAUAGUAACCAUGGAGCAGAGGGCGGAGAUAGAGACCAGGAAGGAGGCGGAGUCUGAGAGCACAGGGGUGGAGCCUGAUGAAGAAAGGGUGGCGCCUGAGACGGAGCUUGAGGACACGGGGGCAGAACCUGAGGAGGUGCAGAGCCCGCCCACUCAGAGACAGGACACAAAGACCGAGCUCAGCGACACUGCAGACGGAGAAUUAUCCAACACAGAGUCUGAUGAGGACUUGAAGACUCAGGAGGCUCUGAGCCCCACAGAGCUGCAGGCCCAGGUCCAGAUGAGGUCCCAGGUCCAGUCCCAGGUCCAGAUGAGAUCCCAGACUCAGACCCAGGCCUCCUCCAGGCCUGCUCUCAGGACUGUGUCCGCUCUGCGAAGGUCGUUCCUGGAGGAGGACAGUCCGAGCUCAGGUCUCUCAGAGUGGGACCGACGUCUGGCUUCAUCUCCUGUGAGGAUCCGAGAGGACUCCCCCAUGAUCACCCCUUUGAGGCCGGGUACAGACCAGGACCAGGGUACAGACCAGGGCCAGGACCAGAGAGGAGCACCCCAUCCACAACUCAAGAACAGCUCUGAAGACACGCCCCCAAUGAUCCAACCUCUGGAUCCUCUGACUGAAGUGCCAUCUCUCAGAUCAACUGAGAAAAAUCUUCUGAGAGAACUGAACCUGUACAAGACCUCGGAGACGCUGGAGCAUGUGUUUCUGGCCCCGGAGUCAUGUGACGCUCAGGUACAGACCCCGCCCCCUCUGCUGCAUGCUAACAGGCUAACAUUGACACAGGAAGUGAGUGAAGAGGAGCUGAGCGACAGCGAUGAUGUCAGCGACGAUAUCAGCGAUGAUGUCAUCAGUGUGCUGAUGCAGGUUGCUGCGGACGACACCCUGGACGCUAACACUAACGAGGCUAAUGAUGCUAGUUAUGCUAACACUGGUAAUAAGGACAGAAAUUAUACUUACGAAGCUAGCAACGAUGCUAUGGAGGAUAACAAGAGGUCCACGCUACGGAUAUCUGAACAUUUCUAUGACAAUGAAGAGGAAAGAGCCAAUCAGGAUGCAGAGUUGGAGAUCCCGGUGGUGAGACAAACUCUGACCUACGAACCUGCAGAGUCCCAGAGGAAGUCUGGCUCUGGACUUGAUUCAGCUCUAGUCUUAAGUUCUCAAACCUUCACGUCUGAAACAGCGGUCUCCACGGCAACAACACACAUCACCAAGAUGGUCAAAGGGGGCGUGGCCCAGACGCGGAUCGAAAAGAGGAUCGUGAUUUCGGCUGACGUCGACCAAGACCAGGACUGA
This is a messenger RNA of Knipowitschia caucasica, 2733 nucleotides long. The record is from the annotation of a GenBank genome assembly. Lineage: Eukaryota; Metazoa; Chordata; Actinopteri; Gobiiformes; Gobiidae.